This is a messenger RNA of Eruca vesicaria subsp. sativa (arugula), 1192 nucleotides long. NCBI's taxonomy places the organism in Eukaryota, Viridiplantae, Streptophyta, Magnoliopsida, Brassicales, Brassicaceae. The record is from the annotation of a GenBank genome assembly.
CGAAGACUCUGAGGCGCAUAGAGGGUUUUAGGAGCUCUGCAAUCGUCGAGCAAUACGGUGUAGGUGAAACUACGAAUAGAGAAGACAAGAAAACUCAAUUAGGUUAGAGUGUUGAACAAUCUGAAAAUAUGUCCUCUUUCAAUUUCAUUAGCUGUGAUAUUGGCUGUGAUAGUGUCGAUGAUACUCAUAGCUGCGGUGAUUCCUUUGUUCUUGUGGAAACGUCGGGUAGAUGCUCGAUCACGUGAGCAAGUUGAUGCACAACCGCCACUGGCUCAGGCGCGUGAAAACGUGGUACGUGCUACUGGUGGUGGUGGUGGGCGUAGAAUGCGUCGGAGACCUGCAGCUUCUGGCCUUCUGCUGGUGCUAGCUCCUCCUCAGCAUCUAACGUUCAAGAAAACAUUAGUGGGAGUGAAGAUGAAGACGAAGAUGAAGCUAUUGGAAAUCAAGCCAGAGCAUCAAAGAAGAAGGAGAGGAAGCGUCAAGAACGAGAAGAACAAAGACAGGCUGAAGAAGCUGCACGCGAGUCAAGGAGUACAAAACAAGAUUGGUAUGCAGAGAUGCGUAGGAAGAAGGAUGAGGAGCGUGAGGCAGAGGAGCGGAAGUUGGUGGGAGGAAGAAGAAAAAGCACGACAAGCCAAGGAAGAAGAGGCAGCUGCGUUAGAGUUUGACAAAUGGAAAGGGGAGUUCUCAGUUGAUGCUGAAGGUACUACAGAGGAAGUGCAGGGUGGAAAUCAAGAUUUGCUUUCAGAGUUUGUUGAAUACAUAAAGAAACAGAAAUGUGUUCCACUUGAAGACCUUGCCGCAGAAUUUAAUCUACGAACUCAGGAAUGCAUUAACAGGAUCGCCUCUUUGGAGAUCAUUGGACGGCUCUCGGGUGUUAUGGAUGAUAGAGGAAAAUACAUUUACAUAUCAAUGGAAGAGAUGAAUGCGGUUGCAGAUUACAUCAAACGUCAAGGAAGAGUCAGUAUCUCACAUCUAGCAAGCAAGUCAAAUCAGUUCAUCGACUUGGAGCCCAAAGUACAAGAUCAGCUAACUGAAGAAAUCAGCGGCAUGGAAGAGAUAUCCGUUUCUUAGUUGACGUAUUCACAGUUUCUCUUGUAAAAUCCUUAGUAAGAGAAAGUCUUGGGGACACGCUUCAAACUUACUGGUUUGAUCAUAUAUAUGACCUUGUGCUGAUUUUACUUGUAUGGGA